Molecule: messenger RNA, 2627 nt
Organism: Macrosteles quadrilineatus (aster leafhopper)
Lineage: Eukaryota; Metazoa; Arthropoda; Insecta; Hemiptera; Cicadellidae
Exons: 16
Coding region: 65-2536 (823 amino acids)
Biological process (GO): lipid metabolic process
Molecular function (GO): lipase activity
Source: RefSeq, a predicted model, not a curated record
GUGUCAACUGUUAACAGCGCCAGUCGCGUGUCAACUGUUAACAGCAUCAGUCGUGUCAACUGUCAUGGGUCUCAUGUACUGUGUCAACCUACUGCUACAUAUCGCGAUUAUUUUCAUUUUCGUUUCUGAAGUGACGUCAGAGAGGCCUCUGCAGCAGGCUCUUCUUUUAGGAAUGAGCCAACAGAAUAUGUCAAGAGAAGACUGCAUAUGGAGAAGAGGUGGUGAGAGAGACCAGUGUCCGGACCCCAACAUCUUCUACUAUCUCUACAUUCCAAACAGGACCGAGGAUGGUGACGGAAGACCUCAUAUAGAACGGGUGGAUCUUCACUCGCCGCGUUGGCUUCACUCUAGCCACUACGAUCCUGCUCUGGAUACUGUGGUGCUGAUCCAUGGAUAUGCCGGGGUCACUGACGUCCUCCCUGUAGGAGUCCUUAGGGAUGCCUACCUGAAGAACGGAGGCUACAACGUGUUCGUAGUGGACUGGGGCGAGCUGGCUGCCAUCCCAUGCUAUCCUGCAGCUGUCCACAACCUGAGACCUGUGUCCCGGUGUGUCGCACAGUUCCUGGCCUUCCUACGGGACUCUGGUGUUCCUGUGGGAAGAACCACCUGUGUGGGACAUUCCCUGGGAGCCCACGUGUGUGGCAUUGCUGCCAACUACCUGCUCUUCCGGAUGCACCGGAUUAUUGGUUUGGACCCAGCUCGACCACUGAUCAGACCCCAGAACAAGAACAGGCUGGACGCAGGUGACGCGGAGGUCGUACAGGUGAUUCACACUUCCUCCACAUUCGGAGACACCAGGAGGUCAGGACACAUUGAUAUCUGUGUCAACGGAGGUCGAGCUCAGCCCUUCUGUCACAACACCACUAAUGAACAAUUAUGCAGUCACAUCAGGAGUGUGUGUUACAUGGCUGAGAGUCUAGACCCUGGUACAGCCAGAGUGGCUGUCCCCUGCACCAGGAGAUGCCAUGGAGGAGACAGGGUACAGGACUGGAAGAGACACGCUCCUCCUGUGUUCAUAGGUCAGAUGACUCCUGACAGUGCCACAGGGAUGUUCUGUGUCAACAAUGAAGAGCCUCCCUACUGCCCCAGACGUAGAGGUGACUCUGGUAGUCCGUUGUGUUGUGUGCCUCCCUCCGUGACGCCAGUCUACGAGGAAGACGAGACGACCACAGAACCACCAACCACCAUUGAGCCUACCACUACGCAGGAGCCUGUAGCUACAGACUUUGUCAGGACUUACACCAUCAACCCUCUGGCUACAAGGUUACCAGGAUUGGCAGAGAAUAUGAACCAUUUCUAUGACCGGUUUUCCACCAUGCUAGAAGCCCUUUCUGAAACUCCUUGCACGGAAGUAAAAGAAGAAAAGAUAGAGCGUUACCGCUUGACUCAUGCUCGCCUCGUCACCUGUGUUCGGCUCAUGGACGACACCUUUGGAACGUGGAUCGGAUUUGUUUAUGUCACCACAAGUUGUGAUGUACUUUCUGCGUCAGAUAAAGGUCAAUAUUGUGUCUGUCAGCGCAGCAGGCCUUGCCGAUGUGAACAAGGAGAUUAUUACAAAGGUGAUCUGCUCAAAGUUCCUAUAGACUGGAUUUUUGCGGACGCUUCUACAGAAGAAUACUAUAGACUGGAUUGGUCCAUUAGAACCUGUAGGUUACGUUUGUAUGAAUCUUGCGAUGAAAACAGCGACAUCCUAUAUUAUUUGUAUUCAAGAGAAGAUGACCCACCUGCUGUAUUAAAUGGAUCAUUCAGAUCACUACCACAAGGCUAUGACGAAACAUUACCUCUAAAGGUCUUAAUCCAUGGAUUUGCUGGCAGAAUUCUUACAGAUCCUACUUCAGACAUAAGAAAAGAGUAUAUGAAGGCUGGCGGUUACAAUGUCCUGGCUGUGGACUGGGGCAGGCUAGCUUUGUUGCCAUGCUACCCAUCAGCCACACUAAAUACCAUAGAGGUAGGCAGAUGUCUGGGAGAGUUGCUGCUGAGGAUGUCUCCCACUCAUCCUCCGUCUCAGCUUCACAUCAUCGGGUUCAGCCUCGGAGCUCACAUAGCUGCCUUUACAGCCAAUUACGUCCAAGCUCACUCCGGACAAAGAGUAGCCAGGAUUACAGGUUUGGAUCCUGCUUUGCCGUUCUUUGCCACACUGAAAGACUCGUGGAAGCUGGACAAAGAGGAUGCUAUUUUUGUUGACGUCAUUCACACCAACACUGGUCUCUUUGGCAAGAUUGAGCCCACUGGUCAUAUUGACUUCUACGUAAACGAUGGCACGUUACAACCUGGCUGUACUGAACAUAGAAACCCUCCAUUAUGUAGUCAUAUGCUGGCCAACACUUACUUCGCUGAGUCUAUCACCUCCACAGUUGGAUUCUAUGGUACCUCAUGUCCCAACUACUUCCAGUACACGCUGGGCUGGUGUCCCCUCACUAACAAGUACCAUCCAGCAGCUCGCUCUAGGAUCCUCAUGGGGGAGAAAGUUAUUUUUGGAGCUCGAGGACUCUAUAUAGUACAAACAGGAUCAGCCCCUCCUUAUGCUCUUGGCUAGUUAAAUGCUUUGGAGGCACAAAAAUCUAAUACCUAAAAUCUAAUUCCUCAUCCUCUGUGGAGUUAACAGAGUACCACUGUACAUUAGUAAA